AUAGCGCAAGCGCUCGGCGUUGGGACGCCGAGCGUCUCGGUGGCUACGGUAGCACCGCGAACACCGGGGUGUCUUUAAUUCUUCAUACGAAGUCCGCCCGCGAACAACGCUGUCCGCGAAUGACUCGCCGAGCUUACCAGUUCAAGCUCUCUUCUGAUAUACGAACUGUAAUAAAAUGAAACGAAUAGACAAUCGCAUCUCUCUUGUACAUGAUCCACGAAGUUCACAUUAGUUGUUUACGUACGUAAGUUAUAUCGAUCACCGAGCGACGAGUGUGUUUCUCGAGACGAAAAAGUUCGGUCCAAGUGUGCCAAAAAAAAAAAAAAACCAAAACUUUCUUCAGCUUCAUCGAGAAAGUGCAUGUAUACAUAGCACGAUACGUAAAAAAACUAUAUUUUACGAAUUUAUUUUGAACAGGGAUAACAAAUGAUAGUGAGACCACGCGCCGUACUUACUUUCGGCUGCUCAUCGUGGAUAAAAAUCGGCAGUGAAACGAAACUGUAAAAUAAAAAUCGUAGGGAACUCGAUCGAAAUUUUUGACCAAUCGUAACCGGACCGCGAGCUCUUGACAUCCCGUCGGUGUAGCAUGUGUGAAAUAUUCGAGGAUAAUUUUGAGUACAUCCCGAACUACAAGGUCGAAUCGAAACACCUUGAGCAUCGCCAUCGAGGUCCGCGAAACUUCCAGGAUCGAGGGUGCGGAAACAAUCAGAAAAGAUGAAUAUCUCGAACGAAACGGACAUCGGAGAGUCCAUAGACACAUACCAAUGUGGCGCCGGUUUGGACAACUUUCAUACCGGUUACAUCCAGGUCCAUGGAUACGCCAGCCUCUUGGUCUGCCUGUUCGGUUCGGUGGCGAACACCCUGAACAUAGCAGUUUUGACGAGGCGUGAGAUGAAUUCGCCGACGAACGCGAUUCUGACCGGUCUGGCGGUCGCCGAUCUCCUGGUGAUGCUCGAAUACAUACCGUACGCCAGUCACAUGUACCUCGCCGAAAGACCACGCAGGGAUCGUUUCACCUACGGCUGGACGCUUUUCGUACUUUUUCACUCGAAUUUCGCCCAAGUUUGUCACACGAUAUCGAUUUGGCUGACCGUGACCUUGGCGGUGUGGCGUUACAUCGCCGUAGCUCAUCCCCAAAUGAACAGGGAACUCUGCAGCAUCCAGAGGACCAUAAUGGCGAUCGCCGGCGCUUACGUUAUAUGUCCUAUAAUAUGCUUACCGCUUUACUUCACGGUCAGCAUCGAGCCGAGGAUCGAACCGAUCGACGCCGAUGGAAACGCUUUCAAUUUGACGCUGAGCAACGGCACCCUGCCCGAAGACGUCACGAACACGACGUUGUACUUCGUUAACCUGAGUCAGACGGCCAAGACGCACAAAUUUUUGAACGACAUGAACUUUUGGAUAUACAGUGUUGUGAUCAAGAUCAUACCGUGCAUCGCGUUGACGAUUCUUAGCCUCCGACUGAUCCUGGCUUUGGUGGAGGCGAAGAGGAGGAGGCAAAAACUCACGUCCGCUACCCUCGUGAGAACGGACGACAAGUCGACCGACGGUACCGAGGUCGUAAAGACGAGAAAAAAAUCAUCCAGGCUAAUGGACAAGGAGAGACAAACCGACAGGACCACGAGAAUGCUUUUGGCCGUACUACUACUAUUUCUCAUCACCGAAUUCCCACAGGGAGUUCUCGGUCUACUCAGCGUUUUACUCGGCGAUGGAUUUUUCCGCACCUGCUACGUCAAACUAGGUGAAGUGAUGGAUAUAUUGGCGUUGAUAAAUUCGGCGAUCAACUUCAUACUCUACUGUGCAAUGAGCCGUCAAUUCCGUAUGACUUUUAACCAGCUGUUCGGAAGAUGGAAAUUACUCGGUCGUUGGACGCCUAUACCGCAGCAUGGAGAGAACAACGGAAACACGGGUACAAAUCACACGGUUACUCAAGUUACGCAAGUCUAGCAUAGGCGUUUGCGGAAAACCAAUAUUUGCUUUCCUUUAUAACUCGAAAUUGUUAUAAAACAAUAUCCAUGCUACUAGGAAUUAAUCUCCGCAAAAUCGAGCCGAGAACGUCGAGAUUUUUUUUCGGUUCGUCGUUCACGUUUUGCAAUGAAAGGAAAAUGAAAACAAAAAAAAACCAAAAAUAUCAAAAGAGAAGGUGAACGCCGGAUCGAAAACGAGAGAAAAAAAUAAUCGCCGUCGAUAUAACGAUUACGGUUAAAAAUCGGAACAAAUUAUACAACAAGAACAAGUUGUGUCACCGCGAAAAGCUCCGGAACGCCUACAGCUUUUUUUCAUCAUUCCGAUCCCGAUGUCCCAAAAAUUGCCGUUUGGUCGGCCGUUUCGCCGCUCGUUCCCAUGUUUGUUUUAAUAUAGAAUCAUGAUCUAAGAGUUUACGAAACAUGUAGCCGACGCAUCCGCGGAUAUUUUUUCUAUUUAUUCGUCACUAUUUUUCGUUUCCUCAUUUUAUUCCAAUUCUAUAAACAUCUCCGGCGGCGCGGCGCGGCCGAGCGGAGCAUUUCGAACGAAUUUUGAAUAUCGAUGAAUUAUUUAUCGACGUGAAGCUCGUACCCAUUGCGCGGUUGUGAUAGUUAUAUAUAUACAUAUAUAUAUAUAUAUAUAUAU
Messenger RNA from Athalia rosae (coleseed sawfly), 2610 nucleotides. RefSeq names its product G-protein coupled receptor dmsr-1-like. The record is from RefSeq and is a predicted model, not a curated record. Gene Ontology annotation, cellular component: membrane. The coding region runs from base 715 to 1947 and encodes 410 amino acids. NCBI's taxonomy places the organism in Eukaryota, Metazoa, Arthropoda, Insecta, Hymenoptera, Athaliidae. Gene Ontology annotation, molecular function: G protein-coupled peptide receptor activity. The transcript has 2 exons. Gene Ontology annotation, biological process: G protein-coupled receptor signaling pathway.